Molecule: messenger RNA, 5005 nt
Organism: Alligator sinensis (Chinese alligator)
Lineage: Eukaryota; Metazoa; Chordata; Crocodylia; Alligatoridae
Product: fatty acyl-CoA reductase 1-like
Exons: 11
Coding region: 1-1548 (515 amino acids)
Biological process (GO): long-chain fatty-acyl-CoA metabolic process
Cellular component (GO): peroxisome
Molecular function (GO): alcohol-forming very long-chain fatty acyl-CoA reductase (NADP+) activity
Source: RefSeq, a predicted model, not a curated record
AUGUCUUCAGUCGCAGCUUAUUACAAUGGAAAGGCCGUGCUCAUCACAGGAGCUACAGGUUUCAUGGGCAAAGUACUGAUGGAAAAGCUACUGCGCUCCAGUCCCAAUGUGAAAACUGUUUAUAUCCUUGUGAGACCAAAGGCGGGGCAGUCAAUGCAGGAGAGAGUGGCAAACAUGUUACAAUGCAAGGUCUUUGACAGAGUCCGAGAAGAUUAUCCUAAUUUCCAAGAGAAGAUUAAACCUAUUAAUGCAGAACUCAUCCAGCCAAAUCUGGCCAUCAGCCCCAAGGACUCUGAGGAUCUCCUGUCCCAAGUCAACAUUGUCUUCCACUGUGCAGCAACAAUUCGUUUUGAUGAGCCACUAAAACGUGCCCUACAGCUGAAUGUCCUUGGCACACAACGGCUCAUAGAGUUGGCUCGCCAGAUGCAGAAGCUCGAGGCCUUCAUCCACAUCUCUACUGCCUAUGCAAACUGUAACCAGAAACACAUAGAUGAAAUAAUCUACCCACCCCCUGUUGAGCCCAAGAAGCUCUUUGGCCUAGUGGAGUGGAUGGAUGAGUCUAUCAUUGAAGACAUCACACCCAAGCUGAUUGGGGAGUGGCCCAAUACUUAUGCAUACACCAAAGCCUUGACAGAGUACCUGCUCCAACAGGAGAAAGCCAACUUGAACAUUGCCAUCAUCAGGCCAUCCAUCGUAGGAGCCAGUUGGCAUGAGCCUUUCCCAGGCUGGAUUGACAAUUUCAAUGGAACAAGUGGCAUAAUGAUUGCGGCUGGCAAAGGGAUUCUCCGAACAAUGAUUGCCAAUAAUGAUGCAGUAGCUGAUUUGAUUCCAGUUGAUGUUGUCAUCAACCUCACUCUAGUAGCUGGGUGGUACACUGCAGUCCACAGACCAAAAAACAUGAUGGUGUACAACUGUACAACAGGUGGGAUCAACCCCUUCUCCUGGGGAGAGAUGGAAUACCACGUCUUGUCCACCUUCAAAAGGAACCCCCUAGAACAGGUUUACAGAACACCCUGUGCUCAACUCACCUCAAACUACCUGAUUAACCGGUACUGGAUAGCAGUCAGCCAUAAGGCUCCAGCCUUGAUCUAUGAUCUGUACUUGAGACUAACCGGAAGAAAACCCAGGAUGAUGAAGAUCCUUGAUAGGCUGCACAAGAAUCUGAUGCUUCUGGAAUAUUUCACCACUCAGUCUUGGGAAUGGUCCUCAGAUAACAUGAACAUGUUAAUGGGACAGCUCAGUCCAGAGGACAAGAAACUGUACAACUUUGAUAUUCGCCAGCUGCAUUGGUCAGAAUACAUUGAAAACUACUGCCUGGGUGCUAAGAAAUAUUUACUGAAUGAAGACAUGUCUGGGAUUCCUGCAGCAAAACAGCACUUAAGAAAGCUAAGGAACAUCCGGUAUGUGUUCAACACCACCCUCCUCGUGAUCAUCUGGCGGAUUUUCAUUGCGAGGUCGCAGAUGGCUCGGAACAUCUGGUACUUUGUGGUGAGCCUCUGCUACAAGUUCCUUUCCUACUUCAGGGCAUCCAGCACCCUCAGGCAUUGAAAUGGUCAGUCAACAGCCAGCCUCUUUCAGAAGAACCUUCAUCUCCUCUAAACAGCAACUGUGGGCAUCUGGGCUUGAAAGUAGCAGGGAAUUCAUCAAUACCAACAGCAGCCUGCAGUUAAUAUGCACCAUUGUUCUCUCACCAUUAUCUUUUUACUAGUGCUUUAACAUGUAAUGGUCUUUCCUCCAUAGGAUCAGGCUAAUUUUAAAGCCAUAACUGAAGCUUUAUGCACAGGUCAUUCUGGGAUCUGUCCAAUUCUGAUGUGCAAGAGUACGGAUUAACCAAAGUCGCUGUCUUCCCAUCCGUAGCCUAGAGCUAAGUCUCUCUCACCCUCACCUCCCUUCUUAAUAUAUCUAUGUUUAAAGGCAAACACUUUUGGGAAGUUCUAUGGUAAGACAAAGAACUCUCAAAGAAAUCAGUCAUACAGAGGAUUUCUUUAUAAGGUAUUCACCAAUUCUCAGUGAACAAGGCCAAAUGGGCCCCAUACCUUAUUGGAAAAUGUGAUUCUACAUUUUCAAUCACCAAAAACAAAGGAAAAUAAGGGAAAACAAGUGUCAUGGCUAAGUGGUGAAGGUGGUUUUGAUUUCCAUCUUGUUGCUGUGAAGGACUGAUACUUUCAAGCCCUGAUUGAAGAAAUGCACAGAAAACCAUGUACCCUUUUUAACUGCACUAAUACAUGCAAGCUACUUUCUUAUGGAGCAGCCUUAGUUUCAUUAUAGCUGAGGUUGCAAUCUAGUUUCAAUGUAAAAAACAAAUCAAAACAACCUGGUUUUUCACCUCUCUAACUUGGGCUUGGAAAAUUUGCUUAGCCUUAAAAUUGCUCUAUUUACUCUGAAGACAAAAGGAGAAGACUUCUGCAAAGAUUGAAGAAAAAUUGUCAAGCUGUUUUUGAGGUAUAUUGUCAUUAAAGCUUACCUUGACUUACAGCUUUGACUUUUGUGUAACAUUUCUUUAUCUCCCUCUAGCUCAAAAACAGCUUGUUACUACCCUUCAAGCUUUCCAUACAGCUAAAUCUCUCCAGCUAAAUCUCCUUGAAAAAUUAAACACUGGCAAUGUUGAUGGAAGUGGAAUUAAACAGUUAAUAACAGUACCUAUUAAUCAUAUCAACCUGCUUCUGCUCUCCACUGAUGUCACAGUGGUGGUUACAGGCCCAAAAUCCCAUUUUCAUUGAUGACAUUUGGAGUUAUUUGUCAUUGACUUCUGUGAAGAUUGCAUACCCUGUGUAUGAAAAUAUUACAAGAUUUCAGUUAGAAGGAGUCUAAGGGCUUCUUGUAGAGCCUGAUAUCUAAGAGCGAUUCCCAUUUAAUGCAAGUGCCAGAGGCCAGCAGUUUUGGAACUGUGAAACCAAGAUUAUAGUGCGUGCUUUGCAAGUGUGAGUGGUUUAUUGGGUAGAGAUGCUGGCUUCUUCAGCCCUACUGAUCCAAUUAGGGUCCCAUUAAAAGGCUGAUUUUGUAGGUCCAAAACAGACAAGUUGGCAUUCUAUCAUGUUUUUAAAGCGUUAAAUGUAAUUGAUUUAACAGGAAUUAUAACUGGAACCAUAUCUUUACAUUUUGAUUAAAUUCCCUAUCUACUUUUUUAAGCUUUAAAGGACUUUGCUUCCUUUCGUCUUCCAACAAAGUAGCGUUCUACCACAAAAUUUGAUGCAAAAGGCUGUUUUCAAGGCCAAAAACAGUAAAACAUUUGAAAACUAGAUCCGUUAACAACAAUGAAGGCAACAAAGUUAAAACAAUAAUAACGGGGAAUAUUUGGGGCUCCAACUUCCCAGCUGGUCCAGACUUCUUUCUAAAAAGUCAAAGGAACUCAUAAAGUGACUCCUGCUUCUGGACCCAUUUUCUAGAUCAUUGGAUGUUUUUACACAUGUGGAGUGGGGGUGGGGGGAAAGGACAUUUUAAUUAGAGCGACACUGAGAGCCACUCUAAUUAAAGCAUCUAGAGCAUCUCCUGUAUCAGCGUCCCCAUGCUUCACAAUGGCCACAGGGGCGCUUUAUCUAAGGCUUGUUGAACAACCUUUAGAUGAAGUGCUCCCACCACCAUUUUGAAGCGUGGGGACACUGAUACAUGAGACGCAGAGGCUGGCUGGAGCACAGCAAGUGCCCCUGCCACCAUUUUUAAGUGCGGGGACACUGGUACAUGAGACAUGGUGGCACUUUAAUUACAGCGGCUCUCGGAGCUGCUCUAAGUAAAGCACUGCCCCCAACCAGCCUCCGAGCACGUGUAAAGGUACCCUCAGUGACUAAGUUUAAGCAAGUUGCCACAGGAUGCUUAUGGUAGAGCCCAGCUCUCCGAAAUGGAGCUAGACGUUUCCCAUGAGGCAUCUCGUUUUAAAUCUGUGAACCUAGUUCGCUCUAUAUCUGAAGCUUUCUUAUCUGUUACCCACUUCUUUUUUCAGAUGGGGUAAGAAAGUCGCAGAGAGGUUAAGUACUAUGCAGGGCUCUGCAGGACUCCUUCAUUAGCUAGUCUCACUGCUGUUCUUUGAUGAGUUGAUAACCCAUCUGUCCCCUGCAUGUAAAACAUAUUAUCUUCAAGUACUAACGCAAAAUACAAAUGAAAAGCUAAAAAUAAAAAAAGAAUACCAGAGCCACUGAAAACAAAAACUUAGUUUAAAAAACAAAACCUUACCAAUGCUAAUUAGCAUCAAUAAAUUACAAAACCCAAGCACUUAAAGGAAGCAAAUGAUUAAGGAAACCAUAAACUUUAUGCUACCUAGAUAACAGGCAAAUCAGGCUCCAAUCCUACAAUUACAUGCACAAGGACAGGCCACUGAGGUCACUGGGUCUCUGCAAGAUCUGAUUGAAAGAUGUAGGCCUUAUUGUUGGGCUCCAAGUUAGGCUUUUCGCCACACUCCAUUUCUUCUGAUCAGACCUUCUUAUGGUCUCUCCAGGAUACUUACAUGGUUUGUGUCCUUCCCAGCAAUGUGUCUCUGUACGUCUUGAUGUUUUCCCAGCACUGAGUUGAAGGUUUUAUUCAGGGUGCUGUUUUAAUUUUUAAAGGUUUUAAUUUUUAGAGACCCCUCAAUAUUUUAACAAAGGUAACAAUAGCAAAACAGAUCCUUGUCCUUGAAUUGACCCCUCUUCAUUUUUAAGCAUGCUUCAAACACAGACCUUUGAUCACCUUCUAUGUGGCAAACCACAGCCAGCCCUGCAGUCUUCUUUUCAUGCCUGAGGAACUCAGCAGCUGGCACUUGAGCUGUGCUGCCUUUCCCAAGUGAAGGGCUAUAUUGCUCAUAUCUGCUAGACCUGAGUGUACAUAUGGAGAGACUUGGACCUUUCAUCCAAGCUUUCAUGCAUCUCCAGAACUCUUCUACUUACUAUCUGGACCACAGAAAGGUCUUGGAGAAGCUCAGCAAAUAGGACUCUGGCAGUGAUGUUUUGAGAGUUGAGACUCUGUGACUUUACUCUGCUCCCUAACAUUUUCUCCCAGUGAACUCAAAACCCCAGAAAUAAUAUCUAAGAAAAAU